AUGGCGACGGGCCAGGCGCUGGCGCGGGCGCUGGGGUGGGCCACGUCGAUUGCGGCCAUGGUGGUCAUGGGCUUCGUCGCGAAUCGAUGGCCGGCCAAGAUUGGUUCCAUCGCGGGGGGCAUGGUCGGUGUCGCCAUGGCGCUCCUCAACGACAGCUGGCAGAUGCUGUCGAUUGCGAACCGCGCGGUGGGCUUCGCGCCGCUGUCGCCGCAGCGCGCCAUGCUGCACGACAUGGUCGCCAUGGCCAUUUGCAUGGGCGGCCUCGUGCUCGUCAUCUUUACCGGCACGAGCCCCGACACGACCGACGCGAGCUACGACGUGCGGUAUGCGCUCGACAAUGCCCAGUACGGCGCGGCCUUUACGCUGCGGCGGCUCAUGAAUGCCGCGCACUGGUUCCUGGUCGGCGUCAUACUAUGGCGGUUUGUGUUUGCGGUAUGGGGGUGCUACGAUUGCGUGAAAAUGGCGACGCCGGAGCAGCAGAGGCUGCGAUAUCGACGGCAGAUGGAAGAAGCGCAGGCUUAUGAUGCGUGA
Messenger RNA from Cordyceps militaris CM01, 531 nucleotides. RefSeq lists its product as uncharacterized. The record is from RefSeq and is a predicted model, not a curated record. NCBI's taxonomy places the organism in Eukaryota, Fungi, Ascomycota, Sordariomycetes, Hypocreales, Cordycipitaceae. The transcript has 3 exons. The coding region runs from base 1 to 531 and encodes 176 amino acids.